AUGCAUUCUACCGCCGCCGCGCCUCGCAUGGCGCGCGACACGCCCGUCAUGACAAACUCGAAGACGGGGACCGCAACACGGGUGCACCACUUACCGAGCUACCCCAGUGAUGGCGAUGAUGUUCUUUCCUCGCUGUGCUUCCUACAGCGGAUGGCGAGUGUGUUCGAGCAGCAAGGCAACUACGCUGAGUGUGUCAAGAGCGUUGAGUCAGCGCUGCUACUGCGGCAGGCGAACAAUGCAGCUGUAGGCAACGCCUUGGCGGAGCGUCGGCGUGCACUAGAAAAUCGAGCAUCCCGGCGCCACCCUGCAACGAUGCGGCGUGGUGCACCGAGCACCGGCGACAUAGACGACGACUACGUGCCACUCACGGACAAUGGGGACGUGGCGCUGCCCAUGAGCAUCUGCCUGCAGGCACAAGAGGCGGUGCUGCGGUGCAACAGCUACGCCGUCGAGGCCCUCCAGCAUGCCCAGUACGAUAGCGCGGCGUUCUUCCUCAAUCGCGCCAUGUUCCUCACCGACGGAGACGAGGACGCGCAGCAAGAAGCUUCGACGACGGAUGGCGCAGGGGGUGGCGUCACGAGUAGUAGUGGCGGCACCGUCUCUGGGCAGUGGUGGUGGCGUGCAGUAUUGCAGUCAUCUGCGCCGCAGCCCGAGUCCCAGUCGGCGGUAGCAAGCGUUGAUUCCAUCGACCUCGACACGCUGACGAGCACGCAAGACGAGGUGAGGCAGAAGACGGCAGCCACGGCGGCUGCGUUUCGCGCGUGCUUUGGGCCGACGUCGCACGAUCAGCAGCUGCGCCUGUCCCUCCGCGUGGUCACACUGAACCACCUCGGCUGUCUAGAACAACGCCGUGGGCGACCCCGCGCCGCUGUGGUGUUUCUGCGUAUGGCGAUACAGGCGCAGGCCCAGCUCGAGGAAAGCCGUCGACUCGACGGCGACGCCGUUGCCCAAGCCUUGCCGAAGGCGAGGCGUUGCCACCUCAGCAGUAGCAGCAGCAGUGGCACGGAAGGUACCGUCUCGGCCUACCUGAAUCUGUGCACGGUGCUGAACGAGCUGGGGCAGCACGCGGAGGCGGCACAGGUAUGCGAGCGAGUGAUCCCGCUGCUGCAGCAGGCACUUCUGGAGUGCACCAGUGCCCACCCAGCGGCGACAGUGGGGGACGAAGCGGAUGUGCGCACGCAACAGCAGCGCCAGCGCGACGCAAAGGAUGCGCAGGUCUGCACUGCCACGAUGCUCGCAGUGGCGUUCUACAGCUUUGGUGCCUCACUGGAGCGGCGCGACGCCGCUAGCGGCAACGUCAAUGCCCAACGGUGGGCCUUCCAGGAAGCCAUCCAGGUGUGUCACCGCUACGGCCUCGUACCAGCAUACUGCCGCACGAUUGAGCAAGUGAUGCAGGCACUCCGGCACCCGGGCGCGGCCACCAUUCCCGCGGAGGAAGGAAGUCGCAGUGCGCUGCCAUUCACCGGUUCUUCGGCAGCGAAUGCCCCUGCCAGCGCCAAGCGCCGCAGCGGUGUCGAUGUUGCAGCUUCGCGUCCUCUGCCGCCGCCGAUGAACCCUUCGUCUUGGGAGGCGUCGUCGGCCGUGACGCCGAUGGCGGACAUACUGCAGUUCGGCGCACCCACCGAGUACGAGGCGCCGCUUCACUGCCCACCGCUGCAACCCGUGCAGACGGAGCUCAAGCGACUCUCUCUACCACCUACAUCAAGGACAGCUGCCCAUACUGCUUCACUGCCAGCGCCGCAGCAGCCACCGGCGCGGUCGGCGUUUCUUCGGCCCAGCGGUCACGGCUCACCACUCCCCUCGCAGCUGCCACCGCUGGCGGCGUCGUACCCCGGUGGUCAACAGAACGCGUGGUGCGCGUCUCCCGAAGCUCCGGGGCCACGGUCACCACCUUCAGUGCACGAGCCACUCACCAUCAGCGACAGGAAAAGCAGCGGCAUGAAGGUGGCAGCUACCGCUCCGCCAACCUUCGCGCUGCGACCGUCGACGGGAGCCCCUUCGACGUCAGCCUUUCCAUUGACACAGUUGCGCGGUCUGCCCCUCGCAGCCGCGAGCAGUUCUGCGUCGACCACCUCGAUGACCUCCGGCCCUGCCAAUCUCCGCACCAGCAUUGCCGCCUCGCUGCCCGCGGCCCUGCCGCGUAGUAGCCUGAGCACUUCCAUCGCCGGCCUCACCACAGGAGCUGCCAAUGCCGCUGCUCGGUUGACGCCGAACCCGCCACGCGGCGGUCGGCUGCAAGCCGCGGUGAGCGACCGUCAGCGGACGCUGAAGAACGCCAAGAGGCAGCAGUCAAAACUUCAGAAGAGCCUGGAGCGGCGGCAGCAGCUCGAGACUGCCGUGGCCGACGCCGCGCUGGCCGAGAAAGUCUUUCAACAGCUGAUCAGCGAGAAGAGUAAAACGGAAGUCGAGCGGUGCCGUCGCGCCGCCGCGCAGAUUCAACGCAUUUGGCGUGGUGUGCUGGCGCGGACGUGGGUGGCGACGCUGAUGGCCGCCACUCUGCGACUCCAGCGCGUGGUGCGCCGUUUUCUCGUGCGUGUCGGCGCGCAGCACGCCCGCGAGGCGGAGGAGCGUGCCCGUCAGCAAGCGGAGGAGUUGGCGCAGCAGGAGGCUGCGUGUCGUGUCUUGCAAGCGCGGGCGCGCCAGUUUCUCCGCCGGCUGCAGAUUCGCCGCACGUACCGCGCAAACCAGGCGCGGCACUACUACGCAGCCCGCACUAUCCAGCGCGGCUACCGUGCCUUCUGCGAGCGGCGUGCUGCCUUCCUCGCGGCCAGAGCAGAGGCGAACCGAAGGAAGGAUGAGCAGUGGCAGUUCCGCCAAAAGGUGGCUGCCAGGCGCAUCCAGAGCUCCUACUUGGAGUACCGCAUGAAGCGGGCAGAGCUCGACGAGCACCGCGCGCGCCAGCGCCGCGUACGGGCCGCCGUCCACAUCCAGGCCGUCGUUCGUGGCUACCUCACUCGCGCGUGGUAUGCCUACUAUCGCGUGUACCGCCGUGACCAAGAGGUACGUUCGGCUGCGAUGCAGACCAAGCUGGUGAUGAUCCAGAGUGCCUGCCGUGUCAUCUGCUCCGCCUACUACGGCCAGCAGCGCGCCUUGCAUGCUUUCUUAGCCAUGCGGGAGGCGCGCCAGCAUCGGGCGGCAACGCGGCUACAGAGUCUCUGGCGGUGCCACGUCGCCAAGAUCCGUCGCGCGCGUCUGCAGGCGGAGCAUGACUGUCUCGUGCGCCACGCAGUCCGCAUCCAACGCUGGUACCGCAUGAGGGUGCUGCGGCGUGCGUUCCUGGUGUACAAGGCGGAGCAGCAGCGCAUCCGCGCAGCAUCGCGCGUGCAGCGCUGGAUACGUGAGUGCUGGCAGGCGGUAAAAGCACGCGAGUUUGCCGCUUACCACGCAGAACUUCUGCGUCAGCAGCAGCAGAAGCGGCUUCAGGCUCGCGCCAUCGUUGUCCUGCAGGCCUGCUGCACGGCGUGCCUCAGCGACCGACUUGUGGCUAGUGUCCGCCGCAUUUACCAGCGCCACGAUACCGUCGUGCGAGUGUGGCAGCGGGUGGGCCGCGGAUUGGCGGCGCGACGCGAAGUGGCGCUGGAGCGGCGUGUCGCGUACUGGGUCGCGGUCAAAGAACGCGAGACGGCGCGGCGCACAGCCGCUGCGUGCGUGUUGCAGCAGGCGUGGCGCUGUGCCGCGGCAAAGGACAAGGUCCAGCGCAUGCGCCGCGAAGUGGCCGCCGCUGACGUCAUCACGCGUGCGUAUCGCGUGUACAGAGCACGGGUGCAGCUUGCUGAUCUGCGCCGCGCGCGUCAGCUACGCCUGGAGGACGCCGCUGCCCGCAGCAUCCAGCGUGCUUUCGCUGACUUCCUGCGUCGUCAGCGCGCGAAGGAGACGGAGGCCUACUACCGUGGCGAACACCAGAAGAAGAUGCAUCGCCUGCGCAGGCAGGAGGCAGCCAUCAUGAUCCAGUCAGUCUGGCGCGGGCACGUCACCCGCAAGGCGGUGGAGCGAGACCUACAGGAGUUGCAAGCCUUUUCCGCUGCUGCGGUGCGCAUCCAGCGCACGUGGCACUCGCGACGGUCGCGGCGGCAGCUGGACCGCGAGUUGAACCAGCGCAUCAAGGAGCGUGCCCGUGAUGCGGAGGCGGCGCUGGUGGUGCAGUGCUUCUGGCGCAAGAUUAUGGCGGGGCGGCGCGCGGCGCACCUGCGCGUCGUGAUGCAGCAGCGCCUCGUGGCGGCAGUGCAUAUUCAGAUGUGGUGGCGCGUGCAGCUCGCCCAGCGCGAGUUUGCGCGGCGUCGCAUCCUCCGCCGCGAGGAGGCCGCGCUCGAACUGUACUACGCCAUGCAGUGGGAAGCGCACGUAUCACUGGUGAACUCUUUCGUGCGCGCGCGGCGGGCGCAGGUGCUCUCCCGCGAUCGCCUUCGCGACUGCCUUGUCGGGCAGCUGACGGAGGCAGAGCGGCACCGCUUCACCAAUCGACACGCCGCUGCCACAAAGAUCCAGGCACUCUACCGCGGCCACUACGAGCGUGUUUACGUGCGCGGGCUUGUAGCGCAGGCUCGCGAGGAGGCGCGACGGUCGGCGGAGCUGGCGGCGCGACAGCAGCGUGCUGCUAUAGCUAUUCAGUGCGCGUACCGCUGCGCAAGGUCGCGGCAGCAGCUCGCCGAUCUGAAGCAAGUCGAGCUGGAGCGGGUGCUCGUGAGUCACCAAGAGUUUGCGGAGAAGGCGGACCCAGCCGAGGUGGUGAGGGAGCUCUUCUGGCUCAACACGACGUACCUGCAGCGCGAGGCUUGCAACGCGCGCCGUCGCGAGGCAGAGCGGAAGCGCGCCGCGGCCGCGUCGAUUCAGUGCGCCUAUCGCUGCUACAAGUCCCGUCAGCAGGUUUCGACAGCCGCGGACCUGCACCAGCGCGAGCGGGCCGCGCGGCUUCUGCAAGACUGCUGGCGGCACCACCGCGAUGUUCACCGUAUCAAGAAGCGCCAGCGGAGACAGGCAGCAGCCACGCGGCUGCAGUGCCACAUUCGUGGCUGGCUGGUGCGGCGAAGCUGGCCCCUGUGGCGCGCCGCUGUGGAGGCGGAGCGGCAGGAGCACGUUCUUCUGCAAGACAUGCUGGACCAUGCCGCGAUCAUUAUCCAAAGCUUUUGGCGGCGUGUGCAGGCGCAGCGGGCGGCGGCGCGGCGGCGGAAGGCUCACCAGGAGCGGCACUGCAUGCUUGCGCGGCAGGAGGCCGCGACGGUAAUCCAAGACACGUUCCGCGAGCACCAGUGCCGGCGCAUGGAACGUACGCUACGAGGCGGACCAUAG
Molecule: messenger RNA, 5286 nt
Organism: Leishmania major strain Friedlin
Lineage: Eukaryota; Euglenozoa; Kinetoplastea; Trypanosomatida; Trypanosomatidae
Exons: 1
Coding region: 1-5286 (1761 amino acids)
Molecular function (GO): calmodulin binding
Source: RefSeq, a predicted model, not a curated record